AUGGAGCAUAAGGGGCCUUUUAUUCUCAUCGUAAUUCUGUCAUGUUUUACAGUAAUAAAGGCGGAAGGGUGCAGCAUCAACCCCUGCCAAAAUGGUGGGACGUGUGAACUGGCCAUCUUGGAACCCGGAUAUAUUUGCCUGUGUUCACUACAAUGGAUAGGAAGAAACUGUGACUUCAACGUCGAUAGUAUACCGACACCUGGCCCUAGUCCCGUUACUUGCAGUUGGACAUACACUGGCACCACAGGUCUCCUUACCUCCCCCAAUUGGCCGGAUCGGGCGGGAAUCAACGAGCUCUGCAUAUACUCGAUCCGGAUCCCCGCAGCUACCACUAUCUUCAUACACUUGAAUUCCUUCAUGAGUGAAAUAUAUAAGGACGACCUCUUCUAUACAACAGGCCCAGAUUUUGAUAUCAGCGAUCCUAGUAAUUUUGGCUUCAACGGCAAUGAGACCCGACUUGGGACUUACAGUUUUGAUACCAACCAGAUGACAUUUGGGUGGAAAUCAGAUCAUACUAUUGAAAGCAAAGGGUUCAACAUAACUUAUAGCAUUGACUCCAACCCUUGCAUCAACGAACCGUGUCGAAACGGUGCCACCUGCCUACCUAGCGGAAUUAGCUAUACCUGCCAAAUUUGCUCAGUGCAGGACGGUGAAGAGUUUUGUGAACGAGGUGUUGAAGUCACAGGCACGUCCAUCUCCAUAACCAGCGGCAACCCCAUCGUGGAACGAAGGAACCAACAUCAGGUGACCUUUGACCUCAACAUCGGCACUAAUCCAGAGGGUGGCAGUGUGAUAGGAAACAACUUGUGGGCAGUCAGUUUUUAUUACAGCACAAGUGACAUAUCAGGAAACGGUGUUUCUUCUCCCAGCUCAUCGGUGGUCCUGACUCCCUUUCAGUCAAGAACGGGCAUUGUUUCGCCUGGUGUUCCAACCACGCUGGAGGAACUCUCCGGGACUCUUAACCUGACUUUAGCGGUAUGCAGAGACGUCCAGUACGUGUGCGCCAUCCUCUCACGAAACCCAUCAUCUGACCCGCCUUUCUUUAUUUCACCGGCUCCUGGUUCAGACGAAAGUGUGAUGAGAUCAUGUGUUCCAGUCAAGUGUCGAGGCAAUGCCAUAAAGGCGAGAAAUCCGUCUCCUGUGGGGAAUGAGUCUCCUGUGAGGAAUCGGCGGGACGUAUCCAAUUUAUGGUACAUGGUAGCCGGCAGAGUUAGUUCAAAGAGGUCGAAUUCACGUCGUCCCCGGCAUAACCAAUCUGAUGAACUCAACGUACCGAAUGAUCCGAUGAGAGGAGUGGAUACGGGCCGAGAUAACAGGGGGCAGGAAAGCAUGAGCAUGCCAGACAGGCCUCCUCCACCUGCACCUGGCCGACCAGGUUUGUAG
Molecule: messenger RNA, 1383 nt
Organism: Strongylocentrotus purpuratus (purple sea urchin)
Lineage: Eukaryota; Metazoa; Echinodermata; Echinoidea; Camarodonta; Strongylocentrotidae
Exons: 7
Coding region: 1-1383 (460 amino acids)
Biological process (GO): heterophilic cell-cell adhesion; establishment or maintenance of epithelial cell apical/basal polarity
Cellular component (GO): protein-containing complex; plasma membrane
Source: RefSeq, a predicted model, not a curated record